Molecule: messenger RNA, 495 nt
Organism: Fusarium odoratissimum NRRL 54006
Lineage: Eukaryota; Fungi; Ascomycota; Sordariomycetes; Hypocreales; Nectriaceae
Product: cyanate hydratase
Exons: 3
Coding region: 1-495 (164 amino acids)
Molecular function (GO): DNA binding; cyanate hydratase activity
Source: RefSeq, a predicted model, not a curated record
AUGGCCAACGAAGGACGCAUCGCCACUCUGGACUCAACCAUCGCCGAUAGGCUCCCUGUCUACUCCAAGACUCUCUUUGACGGAAAGGCCGCCAAGGACCUGAGCUUUGAGGCAAUUGCAAAGCAUCUAGGCCGUAGCGAAGUUGCAGUGGCAGCAUUGUUCUACGGACAGGCCACCGCCUCGCCUGAGGAUGUUGAGAAACUAUCAGAGAUCCUUGACCUUCCAAAGGAGACGUUGGCUGCCCAACUAACGGGCUUCCCCAACCGUGGCCAGGCUGGACCCAUGCCUCCCACCGAGCCUCUCAUCUACCGACUGUAUGAGAUUGUUCAGAACUAUGGAUAUGCCUAUAAGGCUAUUCUUAAUGAGAAGUUCGGAGAUGGUAUUAUGAGUGCUAUUUGCUUCUCGACUACCGUGGAUAAGGAGGUGGAUGAGGCAGGCUCACCAUGGGUCGUUAUCACAUUGAAGGGCAAAUGGCUUCCUUUCAGUCGUUUCUAA